Messenger RNA from Benincasa hispida (wax gourd), 591 nucleotides. NCBI's taxonomy places the organism in Eukaryota, Viridiplantae, Streptophyta, Magnoliopsida, Cucurbitales, Cucurbitaceae. The record is from RefSeq and is a predicted model, not a curated record.
AUGACAGGGUGUAAACCUGCCAACUUCAAUCUGAUAGAGUCAGUAGAUGAUGUUCCUGUGAACAAAGAGAGAUAUCAACGGCUUGUGGGGAAACUAAUAUAUCUUUCGCAUACCAAACCUGAUAUAUCAUAUGCGGUUAGCUUGGUCAAUCAGUUUAUGCAAGCUCCGUACAAAAGACACAUGGAGGCAGUUACACGGAUCUUGAGGUAUCUGAAGUCUUCUCUUGGAAAGGGUUUGGUUUUCAGAAAGCAUGAUAAAAGGUGUAUCAAGGCCUACAUAGAUUCAAACUGGGUUGAUUCUGUUAUAGAUAAGAAGUCCACCUUAGGAUACUGUACUUUUGUGUGGGGAAACUUAGUUACCUGGAGAAGUAAUAAGCAAGGUGUCGUGGCUAGAAGCAAGGUGUUAUGGGGACAACUUUCACUUCUAAAGCAUUCAAGGCAAGGGAGGAAGGGAGGAAGAAUGGAGGAUGACAUAGCUAGGUCGCAGGAUUUCAAAUCCUGGGCCUGGGGCGUUACAGAUGGUAUCAGAGCUGAACCUCUCCCAGUAAGAUGUAGUCCGGGGACGAACAAGUGGAAGCUGGUGGGCAUGUAA